AAGCCCAUAGGCGGUAAACGACUGGUCAGAAGCUAUAGACACAGGCAACGAGGUAGACGUGAUUUACUUAGACUUUGCGAAAGCCUUUGACCGUAUCCCCCAUUGUCAAUUGUUGGAUAGACUUAUUAAUUUGAAAAUCCACAAAAAUCUUAUCAAUUGGAUAACUGCCUUCCUAACGAAUCGAGUCUUUCAAGUUAAAGUAGGCGAUUCAUUGUCUAGCUUCAAAAGAGCAGAUUGUGGAGUCCCGCAAGGGGCUGUCUUAUCACCAUUACUUUUUGGUAUAUUUGUGAACGAAAUUCCUAACAUUUUGCCGCCCACUAUCAAAUGCAAGCAAUUUGCAGAUGAUUUGAAACUUUACACUGUUAUACCAAGUAACUCAAACAAUAACGUUCACUUACAAAAAGCCAUUGAAACAAUUGUAGAGUGGUCUAAAUUGACAAAACUAGCAUUAAACAAUGAUAAAACGGUAUGCAUAUCACUAGGUAGAAAUACUACAGAGUAUACCAUAGAAAAAUAUACCAUAGAAAAUAGUCUAAUUGCACGGAGUACUGAUAAGAUCUAGGAUUUCAAAUUGAACCAAACCUUAGCUUUUCAAUGCAUUGGAAAAAAUCAGUAAUGAAAUCUAAGUUUAUGAUCCAUCAAAUAUUUUCGAACUAUUGUAGUAAGAACACAAGGCUCCAUACAUUACUUUACAAAACUUUUGUGAGACCCAUACUUGAAUAUGGUACCGAAGUAAAUAGUCCGUUGAAAAAACAAGAUAUUAAAGCAAUUGAAUCCGUACAAAACUCGUUCACUAGGAAACUAUACAGCAGGCAAAAGGGAAAAUACAUCAGAACAGAUGACCCCGACUAUAAGAGCGCUACUCAACGUAAUGAACUAUUUAACUUAUCAACUUUAGAGACUCGGCGUAAAGCUAUUGAUAAAGUUUUCUUGUCGAAAAUGCUAGUGAACAAAGUUGAUAUUGACUCUGACCAAUUUUUCAAAAUAGACAAAAAUAGUAAAACUCGUACCAAAACCAAGUUCAUCUGGGGGAAAUGCAAAACCAAACUACGAAGGCACUUUUUCACAAAUAGAGUAUUAAGUUCUAUAAAAAAUUAGCGCAAUGAAUCUUAUUUUGGCACCUCAUGUCCUAUGCAUGUUUAAUACUUUUAUGUCCACUACUUUCAUGUUACCCAUUAUUCAUCUCCCUGACACCCGCACAUUCAUGUACCAACUAAUCAACUUUUCAGAUGAUAAUUCAUUUUCUGUAUGUUUAUUAUCAAUUUUUGUGAUUAUUAUCAAUCUCUCUAUGAUGUUUUGA
Molecule: messenger RNA, 1300 nt
Organism: Caenorhabditis elegans
Lineage: Eukaryota; Metazoa; Nematoda; Chromadorea; Rhabditida; Rhabditidae
Source: the annotation of a RefSeq genome assembly